Coffea arabica (coffee) is the source of this 3489-nucleotide messenger RNA. The record is from RefSeq and is a predicted model, not a curated record. NCBI's taxonomy places the organism in Eukaryota, Viridiplantae, Streptophyta, Magnoliopsida, Gentianales, Rubiaceae.
AUGGGUGACUUCAACGAGGUACUCACUCAAGAGGAAUUUCAGGGCGCGACAUGGAGACCGAAUUGGCAAAUUAUGAACUUUCGGAAGGCACUUUCGGACUGUAAUUUGUUUGACUUAGGCCAUGAAGGUAAUCACUUCACUUGGUGUCGGAAUAGGUCGGCUCCUGACACAACUAGAGCUCGUCUGGACCGCGCAUGCGUCUCCCAUGACUUUCUCACCUUGUUUCCUGAUGCCAGGAUCUAUCACUCACAUGCUCUUUUUUCCGAUCAUGUUCCUAUUGUCUUAAGAUUAUCGUGCUCGCAUGAUCUCUUAAAAGCUCGCAGCAAAUCUAGGAGGGACAAAUGCUUCAUGUUUGAAGCAAUGUGGAUCAAAUCAGAAGACUGCGAACGCAUUAUCCAAGAUUCUUGGGAGUAUAGCUCGACAGAAGAUGCUUGUGCCAACCUGGUUAUGAAGACUAAUAGUUGUAGGUUAGGCCUUCUCCAAUGGAGCAAACAGUCCUUCGGCAACCAUACUAAGGCUGCGGAUGAUCUUUGGCAAAGGAUUUCUCGCCUCCAACAAGGCGUUUUGACGGACUCUAUCAAAGCUGAGAUUAGUUCUUUAACUACCCAGCUAGAGGAGCUUCUGGACAAGCAAGACAUCAUGUGGAAACAGCGAAGCAAAGCACAGUGGUAUAGAGAGGGUGAUCGAAACACAGCUUACUUCCAUGGCCUGGCUUCCCAGAGACGGAAGCAUAACCAGAUUGUUGGCCUUUUCGAUAACAAUGGUUCUUGGUGUCAGUCACAGGAGGGUCUAGAAUCUAUUAUCAUGGAACAUUUUGGCACAAUCUUUUCUACUUCACAGUCUACUUCUCUGGCAAUUGAUGCAGUCAUCCAGCGAGUGCGGGGAUGCGUUUCCAAGGAAAUGAAUUAUUGUCUCCUGCGUACCUACACUACCAUUGAGGUAACAAAGGCUUUAAGUCAAAUGCAUCCAUUUAAAUCUCCCGGGCCGGAUGGCAUGUCACCAGUCUUCUACCAAAGAUAUUGGCAUAUUGUUGGUCGAGAUGUCACUCGUUGGGUUCUUACUGUCCUAAACGAGGGCACCUUACCUACGAGUCUUAAUCACACCUAUGUUGUCCUUAUCCCUAAGUGUCACAGUCCAUCCAGUAUCACCCAAUUUCGUCCCAUUAGUCUUUGCAACGUAGUUUAUAAGCUAGCCUCUAAGGUCUUAGCUAAUAGGCUUAGGAACUGUCUUCCCAAAGUCAUCUCACCAUGUCAAUCAGCGUUCAUCCCUGGGCGCUGUAUCACUGAUAAUAUCCUAAUUGCUUAUGAAGUCAAUCAUUCCCUUAAGCUGAAAUCCUAUGGGCAGGAGGGAUUGAUGUCCAUUAAGUUGGACAUGAGCAAAGCAUUUGAUAAGGUCGAGUGGCUUUUUCUUCGACAUAUGAUGAUAGCUUUAGGUUUCCAUUCCGCUUUUGUGGACAUUGUUUUUCGCUGCAUUUCUACUGUGUCUUACACUUUCCUACUUAAUGGGUCCCAACUUGGGAACCUACAACCCCACCGUGGUAUCAGACAGGGGGAUCCAUUAUCACCCUACUUGUUCUUGAUCUGUGCCGAAGGCUUUUCUUGUUUAUUGCAGGAAGCUGAACGUUGCGGAAGCAUCUCAGCUUCAGGUCAGGAGGUUAACUUUGAUAAAUCAGCAGUGGUCUUCAGCAAAAACACAGACCCCACAGAGAGAAUCUGGCAGAGGAUACAUGGAUGGAAUGAACAGCGCCUCUCAACGGCAGGUAAGGAAAUCAUGAUCAAGGCUGUUGUCCAGGCCAUUCCAACAUACUCAAUGUCCUGUUUCAAGUACCCGGACUCCUUGCUUUCCGAUAUUCAAUCUAUGAUUAGUAACUUUUGGUGGGGUGAUGGCACAAAACAGAGACCAAUCCACUGGGUGAGUUGGAAUAGAAUGUGCUCGUCCAAAAAUGAUGGGGGCAUGGGCUUUAGACAACUUAAGGCUUUCAAUUUAGCUUUAUUGGCUAAACAGGCAUGGCGCAUUGCAACUCAGCCAUCUACUCUGCUUCAUCAGGUUUUUAAGGCUAAAUAUUUUCCAACGAAGGACUUUUUUCAUGACGAGCCUACUUCCAGGCCUUCUUUUACUUGGAGGGGAUUGUGCGUUGUUCGAAGAUAUUUACUCUCUGGUAGCAGAUGGCGAGUUGGAAAUGGGAACCAUGUCAGAAUCUGGAAGGAUAGGUGGAUUCCACGCCCUUCUACUUUCAAAAUUAUAUCCCGUUAUGAUGUGCUGCUGGAUGAUUCCACUGUGGAUUGUUUAAUUGACGGAAAUAGCAGGAAAUGGAAAGUUGAGUUGCUUCAGGAGCUUUUUUGGCAUGAUGAGAUUGAGUUGAUUAUGGGUAUUCCAUUGGGUGAUAGUCACAAUCACGAUAAGCUCAUCUGGCACUACUCUAAAAAUGGCUCAUUCACAGUGAAAAGUGCCUACCACCUUAUCAAAACACAAUCUACAGGCUGGCAAGAUGUAGCUUCAGGGAGUAAUGGUUCGGUGCAGGAUAUUUGGCCUCGCCUGUGGAAGCUCAACAUACCAAACAAAGUUAAGAUAUUCUUGUGGCGUAUCUGCAAGGGUAUUCUCCCUACAUCUUCCACGCUGAAUAGCCGUGGAGUCCACCUUGACCCUAUGUGUCUUUUAUGUAAGACCCCUGUUGAAGAUGUAACUCACCUCUUCUUGUGCUGUCCGGUAGCAGUUCAGGCUUGGGCCCUCAGCUUUCUUACACUAAAGAUAAGGUUAGACUCCGCCAAGCAGGUCUCUUCUUGGUUGCCUGGCCUUCUGAAUCUCUUGAAGAAGCAGGACAUGGAAUUGGUAGCCAUAAUUCUUUGGAAUCUAUGGCUUAACCGAAAUGGUGCUUUAUUCGAUGGUUCAUAUCGGGACCCGCUCAGUCUAGUCUCUCUCUCUAUCAAUUUCUUACAGAAGUACCGGGAAGCCAACACAUCUCCAAAUACUCCAAUCCGCACUUCCAUUGCUCCACUCCACUGGACAAAGCCCCCUGUGGGCUUCCUAAAGGCGAACUUCGAUGGCGCAGUUUUCUCCGAAUAUGGCUACUCUGGUGUUGGAGUUGUUGUGAGGGACGAGCGGGGCAAUUUUGUUACAGGAACUUCUCACAAAAUCUCUGGUAUCUUUUCCCCUGAGGUCAUCGAAGCCUAUGCUGCGAGAACUGCAAUUUCCUUGCUGCUUCAAUGGAAAGUGCCCAACAUUAUUUUGGAGGGAGACUCUUUGAAGAUCGUCAACAUGCUUAAGCUUAUGGAGUCUGAUGACUCCGCUUAUGGGGUGCUGUUAGAUGAUAUCUUUGUUAGGUUACAGAACUUCGCCGCUUGGGAGGCUAAUUGGGUCCCUAGGAAGGCCAAUGUGCCAGCACAUUUAUUAGCUAGAAAUGCUCGCUCUAUUUCAGAUAUCUGUAGUUGGAGUUAUUCUCCACCACCUUUUCUUCCCUCCGCAAUUUCGGCGGACCUAUCCUCACCUUAA